AACCCGCCAGCGCGCCGACUGCGCCAAGGUUCCACCCCGCAAAUAUCCUUCCGACCCCUCAAAGAGACGAGUUUCUUGAGAGCCGAGACGAUAAUGAUUCCAUGUCGUUCCCUCCCAAGACUUUCAGGACUCCGUACUGGCAUAGUUGACGCUUUCCUGUUCUCCGAACCUUGUUUCUCAGCAAAGCGACAUGAAUUUGUCACAUUCAUUCGAACACGCGUCGCCAAGGCGCAUCAAGCGCCGGAAGUUGGAGCCGACCUCUCGCUGUGCGAGAAUUGUCGAUCACUCGACCUUUAUGCCAUUUUUGAGAAAGCUUCACGGAAGUUUCAGGAUGCUAGAGAAGAGAGCCCGGCGUGGGACAUGAAAGAUACAGUGUUUUUGGCCGUUGUCCCAGACCAUGAGAUGCUUCCCCUUACUGGUCACGGAGUGCAGUGGAUGGUGAGGUACAUUCCUCGGACAGGAGUGGUAUACCGACUGGGUGCGGAUGAGGAACGGGAUCCAGAUAUCGACGUCUUAGCCCGCCCUAAGGAGUUACGUUCAGAGGAGGCAAACCUUGCCCUCGCGAAAGAAUGCUUGACGCAUGCUAUUAGUACCAUGGCGGUACCUCUAGGAGACGGGGCAAACAUGAACCCGUCACAAGGGGCUUUCGGCUGAUCGAUUGCACGGCCGGUCCACCCAAGGUCGGACCCCACCCGUGGGGAACCAAAAUGGCCGAAAACCGUGCUGGACGCUGUUGCAGUGAC
Molecule: messenger RNA, 743 nt
Organism: Parathielavia appendiculata
Lineage: Eukaryota; Fungi; Ascomycota; Sordariomycetes; Sordariales; Chaetomiaceae
Exons: 3
Coding region: 94-654 (186 amino acids)
Source: RefSeq, a predicted model, not a curated record